AUGGCCAGCUUUCUCGCCUCCAUUUUCGGAACAGAGCUUGACAAGGUCAACUGCUCAUUCUACUUUGUAAGCUUUUUCCAGCCAACUUUCUUCUCUUCUUUUUUUCCCCAUCUCGUCACCCCAACCACUGUCGCGAUCCUCGUACCCGUUACGGGGGGGGGGGGGGUUGAAGAAGACGGAGAUGGAAUCAGGCGUGCUGACGUUUCCUUCUCUCCCGACCAGAAAAUCGGCGCCUGCCGUCACGGAGAUCGCUGCUCCCGCAAGCACGUCAAGCCAUCCUACAGCCAGACCAUCCUCAUGCCAAACCUGUACCAGAACCCGGCUUACGACACAAAGAACCGCAUGAACCCGGCGCAGCUCCAGAAUCACUUUGACGCCUUUUACGAGGACAUCUGGUGCGAGCUGUGCAAGUAUGGCGAGCCAGAAGAGCUAGUCGUCUGUGACAAUAACAAUGAUCACCUCAUCGGAAACGUCUACGCCCGCUUCAAGUACGAAGAGUCGGCCCAAAAGGCCUGCGACGAGCUCAACAGCCGCUGGUACGCCGGCCGCCCCGUCUACUGCGAGCUCAGCCCCGUCACCGAUUUCCGCGAGGCCUGCUGCCGCCUGAACUCGGGAGAGGGCUGCGUCCGCGGUGGCUUCUGCAACUUCAUCCACCGGAAGAACCCCAGCGAGGAGCUCGACCGCGACAUCAUCAACAGCACCAAGAAGUGGCUCAAGAUGAGGGGUCGCGACGAGAAGAGCGUCAGCAGGUCGCCUACACCCGAGCCUACGCGUCGGAGGUUUUGA
Geosmithia morbida is the source of this 786-nucleotide messenger RNA. Its product is annotated as splicing factor U2AF 35 kDa subunit. Gene Ontology annotation, biological process: mRNA splicing, via spliceosome. NCBI's taxonomy places the organism in Eukaryota, Fungi, Ascomycota, Sordariomycetes, Hypocreales, Bionectriaceae. The transcript has 2 exons. The record is from RefSeq and is a predicted model, not a curated record. Gene Ontology annotation, cellular component: spliceosomal complex; U2AF complex. Bases 1 to 786 code for a protein of 261 amino acids. Gene Ontology annotation, molecular function: pre-mRNA 3'-splice site binding.